UUCUGUUAAGACACUGUGUGGGAUGUCUCGCAUUUUCAGAAAAUCAUCAAAACCUACUGCCUUACCCAGCCUCUGCACCCACCCACUAGGGCCGCAACCUCAACUGUUCUCCGCGGGCAACCAUGGAUUCCUCCCACUCUCUGCAGAUCACACAGGACAAAGACGACUUGGAGGACAGCAAGUGCGCCUUCUUGAUGGUCUCUCUCUGUCCUUGUCUCGUCUGCUUCAGUAUUCUCUUCAUUGUCGCCACUAUCGUCCUCACUGUGAAGUUCCGCCUCUUCUGCCACACCCCUCUUCACUAUGUCUUCCACACCCACAAGUGCUAGCCCCAAACUCUACUUCGUCGCUUUUGGGUUCACCCCAAUUUCUGGGUUUUUUUUCCAGGGGUUUUUCUAGGGCUUUGGGCGGUGACCAACAUUCUGAUCCUGAGCCCGAUGGUGAUGUUGGUGACAAUGGUGUGGGUGAUUAUGAUGGUGCUUUGGUUAAUUCUGGUGCAGAUACCGAAGAGAAAUCUAGGGGUUUUUCUAGAGUUUCGCAGGGCGAAACAGAUUCUGAUCCUGAAACUGAUGGCGAUGAGAAUGUUGGGGGUGAUUUUGAUGAGGUGAAUGUUAAUUCGGGCGCAGAUCCUGAAGAGGUAAGUAGGGUAUGCAGGGUGAUCGAUGAAUUGUUUGCGUUGGAUAGGAAUAUGGAGGCGGUUUUAGAUGAAUGUAACGUAGAUUUAUCACAUGCUUUGGUUGUGGGUGUGUUGGAAAGGUUUAAGCAUGCUAGGAAGCCAGCAUUUCGGUUUUUCUGUUGGGCGGGGCAGAAGGCGGGGUUCACCCACAAUUCGAGGACGUAUAACGCGAUGAUGAGUGUGCUUGGAAGGACUAGGCAGUUUGAAAGUAUGAUGGGGAUGCUGGGGGAAAUGGGUGAGAAAGGUCUUCUUACAAUGGAGACGUUCUCAAUUGCAAUUAAAGCUUUUGCUGCAGCAAAAGAGCGAAAGAAAGCAGUUGGAGUCUUUGAGUUGAUGAAGAGAUACAACUUUGAUGCAGGGGUCGAUACUAUUAAUUGCUUGCUUGAUAAUCUUGGAAGGGCGAAGCUUGGAAAGGAAGCUCAAGCUUUAUUUGAGAAGUUGGAAGAUAGGUUUACUCCAAAUUUAAGGACUUACACAGUUUUGCUGAAUGGUUGGUGUAGGAUAAAGAAUUUAGUGGAGGCGGGGAGGACAUGGAAUGAGAUGAUUGACAAGGGUUUUAAACCUGACAUUAUUGCGCAUCAUACUAUGCUUGAGGGGUUGUUGAAGUGUAAGAAGAAGUCUGAUGCAAUUAAGCUGUUUGAGGUUAUGAAGGCAAAGGGCCCAUCACCCAAUGUUAGAACCUAUACUAUUUUGAUUAGGGAUUUGUGCAAACAAAUGAAGAUGAAAGAAGCUGUUGAAUAUUUUGAUGAGAUGGUUGAUUCAGGGUGCCAACCAGAUGCUGCAGUUUACACUUGUUUGAUUACGGGGUUUGGCAACCAGAAGAAGAUGGACAAGGUGUAUGCUCUGUUGAAGGAGAUGAAAGAAAAGGGCUGCCCUGCUGAUGGACGAACCUAUAAUGCACUGAUUAAGUUGAUGACCAAUCGCCAAAUGCCAGAUGACGCAGUUCGGAUCUAUAAGAAGAUGAUUCAGAAUGGUAUUCAACCGACAUUGCACACUUACAACAUGAUGAUGAAAUCCUAUUUCUAUACGAGAAAUUAUGAGAUGGGUUGUGCAGUUUGGGAGGAGAUGGGUCGGAAAGGGUGUUGUCCAGAUGAUAAUUCCUAUAUUGUUUUCAUAGGUGGGUUGAUAAGGCAUGGAAGAUCUGAAGAGGCUUGUAGAUAUCUAGAGGAAAUGAUAGAGAAAGGAAUGAAAGCUCCUCAACUUGACUACAACAAGUUUGCAGCUGAUUUCUCUAGAGCUGGAAAACCUGACAUACUUGAGGAGUUGGCUCGAAAGAUGAAGUUUGAAGGUAAGUUUGAAGUAUCCAAUGUCUUUGCAAGGUGGGCAGAGAUGAUGAAAAAAAGGGUUAAGAGAAGAGAUCCUGUUAAAUCUGAUAGGCACUGGGUGUGAGUUACUUGAGACUAAUGCUGCUCUGUUCUUGAAAUGGCAUGGAACCAUUGGCUGACUUUCUGAACUGCAUGAAGUUGCUGGUAAAAGUUGGCACAAAAAUAACUGGCAGAACCACAGUGGUGUUCUUGUUGUAUAGUAUUUUUCCAGUUGAAACCUGCUUUCCUAGUGUUUCUGAUCUUUACCUGUUGUUAUUUGUUCUCAAGAUGUACCAAUUAAUUUCUUUUCCCUGAAAUCAGUUCACUAGUGUUUGGUAGAUUUUAUGAAAUGAUGAGAUUCAUUGAUGAAAAUGUGGGCCAUCAGCAUAA
Molecule: messenger RNA, 2367 nt
Organism: Vitis riparia (riverbank grape)
Lineage: Eukaryota; Viridiplantae; Streptophyta; Magnoliopsida; Vitales; Vitaceae
Product: pentatricopeptide repeat-containing protein At3g62470, mitochondrial-like
Exons: 1
Coding region: 23-2062 (679 amino acids)
Molecular function (GO): protein binding
Source: RefSeq, a predicted model, not a curated record